Cladocopium goreaui is the source of this 1212-nucleotide messenger RNA. Lineage: Eukaryota; Dinophyceae; Suessiales; Symbiodiniaceae. The record is from the annotation of a GenBank genome assembly.
AUGGCAACACAGACUGCGGCCCCCGUGCGCAGCCAUCCAGCAGCUUCCAGCCGUGGUGCUGUGGAAAAGGGGCAAGGAACAGUGGCAAUGGUAGGAGCUGUGGGCGUCAUGGCCGCCAUGUCCAUGGGACGUGCCCGGAACACCCCAAAGAGUUCCUCCCGGGCGAGUGCUGCGCGGGUUGUCGCAAAGGCGUCCAAAGUGGACUGUGUGUGCAUCUUGGGCAGCGCCGGCGCGGUGGGUCAGGAGAUGCUGAAGUGCCUGGAAGAUCGCGACUUCCCCACAGAGAAGGUGCGGCUCUUUGGAAAUCGAUCGGCCGGGACCACCGUGAAGUCUGAGAAGUUUGGAGACAUUGUGGUGGAGAAGUUCUCGCUUGAAGCGGUGCAGGAGUGCGACAUUUGCCUCAUGGCUGUCUCAGGCGACUUCUCCUUGGAAUGGGCUCCCAAGAUUGCGGGCGGACCUAAGAACACGCAGGUGAUCGACAACUCAUCUGCCUGGCGAUAUGACAAGGAUAAGCCCCUUGUGAUUCCAGAGAUCAACGGAGAGGGACAAGUUAGCGCGCCGUUGAUCGCCAACCCCAACUGCACCACUGCAGUGGGUGCCAUGGCCUUGUGGCCCAUCCAUCAGAAGUACAAGCUCAAGAAGGUGCUCAUGUCCACGUACCAAGCUGCCAGUGGAGCUGGCGCUGAAGGAAUGGCUGAGCUGGAAAAUGGUUUGGCCACCUGGGUGAAGGAAGGCGAGGUGCCAAAGCCCGAGUUCUUCGCGCACCAGCUGCCCUUCAACGUGAUCCCACAGAUCGACAAGUUCCAGGAGAACGGUUACACCAAGGAAGAGAUGAAGGUGACCUGGGAAUUGCAGAAGAUCUUUGGUCUCGAUGACGAUGUGAAGGUGUCCUGCACCGCUGUGCGCGUGCCAACGCUCCGGGCGCACUCUGAGUCCAUCACGGUGGAGACGGAGGAGCCCAUCUCCCCAGAUGAUGUGCGAGAGCUCCUAAAGUCGGCCCCAGGUGUUAAGGUGGUCGAUGAGCCAGAUUCCCUGCAGUAUCCCAUGCCCCUGAAUGCCACUGGAAACUACGACGUGGAGGUCGGCCGCAUCCGUCAAUCCAUCGUCUUCGGUGACAAGGGCAUUGAGUUCUUCCUGUCUGGCGACCAGUUGUUGCGGGGGGCAGCACUCAAUGCGGUGAUCAUCGCGGAGAAAGCUGUGAAGGACCGGUGA